Anopheles darlingi is the source of this 5571-nucleotide messenger RNA. Its product is annotated as heterogeneous nuclear ribonucleoprotein U-like protein 1. Lineage: Eukaryota; Metazoa; Arthropoda; Insecta; Diptera; Culicidae. The coding region runs from base 98 to 3682 and encodes 1194 amino acids. The record is from RefSeq and is a predicted model, not a curated record. The transcript has 10 exons. Gene Ontology annotation, molecular function: protein binding.
CAGAAGAGGUGCAAGCAAUUUUUCCCGUGUCGUCGCGUUUUGCCGUUUUUAUUUUGGAUUUCGGUGCAACGCUCGCGUGCGUGCGUAGAUCGGCGUGAUGGAUCUAGCGAAGCUUAAGGUGGCCGACCUGAAGGCCGAGCUAGCGGCCCGCAAUUUGGAUACCAAAGGAGUGAAAGCGGUGCUGCUGGAGCGCCUGAAGGAGGCGCUCGAGCGAGAAGCGAACGCUGCUGGGACCGCCGUCAACGCUGGGAUGGGCGGAGAACAGCAGCUUUUCCAGGCACAACAUCAGCAGAUGAUGCUGCAACAGCAAAUGUUUGCACAACAGCAGCAGCAACUGUAUCUUCAACAGCAACUUCAGCUUCAGCAAGAACAGCAGCAAUUACUCCUCCAACAGCAGCAGCAGCAGCAGCAGCCGCUGGGGCUGCCGCAGCAAAAUGUCAUUCAGAGUGAGGUUCUGCCACACCAAGAAGCGCCUCCCCAGCAAGAUGCCAUCGAGGAUUUGUCGAUGCCAAGCAAAAGGGUGGAGACUCCGGUACGGCGCAGCCGACGCCGGUCCGCGACUCGGUCACCUUCGCCCACCAACAGCCUCGGAGAGCACUCGACGCCGGCGGGCGCGUUGUUGGGCAGCGCACGGAAGCGUGGACGAUCACGCUCGAUGACGAAAUCGCCCUCACCGCAAAGGCUAGCGGAAGUCGCACCCAGUCUAGAAGCGGUACAGGAGGAACCGGAACCACCGGUUGUCGCACCGGUCGAACGGCCGGUCGCUUACACGCAACCUGAAGCUGUGCGUCAAGAAAGUGCGCCCGUAGUCGACACCUUCGCUGCUGUUGCUAAGGAACAACCUGAGCAAGGGCUGAGCGAAGAGAUUGAGUCGGUUGCCGCUGAACCACCUUGUGCUAUGGACACUGACGUGGAUUCCGCGCAUACGAUUUUGACUGAAAGCGUGAAUAGUGAACCUGGGGAAAAUCAAGUACACAGUGGAAAUGUCCCUGAUCAGCUAACCGUAGCUUCGGGCGAGCUAUCGGCGGCAGUUACUGAGGAGCCUAGUCCUCUGAGUGAGGAACAGUCAUCAACUGUGGACACACAUUCAACCGAAAUCGAUACGAAACCGGAACCGGACCUCGAAGUGAAGAAGGCAGCAUCGGUACAAGAACCCUCUGCAGAACAGGAAGUAAAGAAAGAGCCGGAAGAUAAUGUAAAAGUCGAAAAAGAAGAUGACGGUAAUGAAAAGAAAUCCGACGCGGCGACGGAGAAAACAGAGGCAACUGCUGCUAAGGACACGAACGGUGGUGGUAGUAAGCAGGCCAAACAAUCAUCUGAGGCGGGCAAUAAGAAACAAUCGCAACAAAACAACGUCAUUGAGUUCGUUUCGGAAGAGAUUGAACCGAAGCUGGGGGAUGAGACAGAUAAACAAAAUGCUACGCUCAGUUGGUACGAUUCGGACCUCAACUUGAUCAUCAGCCCGGAAGAUUUGCUUUCGGCGAAACCACUUGCCGAUGGUAUCUUUGGUUUAGUGUGGGGUGGUGUACGAGCUAAUUUUGGCGUCACCGGUGGACGAGUAUUUUUCGAAGUAUUAGUAGGCGACGAAAUGCAACCGGCAACGCGCUCACCGUUCGUGCCAGAAGGUGAAACCUGCACGCCGGAAAUUCGAAUAGGCUGGUCGAUUCAGCCGGCGGCCAGCACUCCCAAGCGACAGCUGGGUGAAAGCGACCGAUCCUACGGUUACGCUAACGAUGGCCAGAAGGUCCUUGGUGGCACGUUCGAAAAGUAUGGUGGCUCAUACGGAAAGCAAGAUGUCAUUGGUGCUUACCUGGAUCUGGAAUCGCAACCGUGUCGCAUCCAGUACACGCUCAAUCGCGUGCGCCAAGGAGAGGCCUAUGAGUUUGACAAGGAUAGCCUCGAGGGUGCGGCACUGUUUCCACACAUCUACACGAAAAACCUGGCCUUCAAGGUAAAUUUUGGAACCAUAGCCGAUGGGUUUCCACUGACCGAGAAAAAGGUUGCGGAAGUUAAGGCUGAUGAACCGGAGAAACAACCUGCAGACGACGCUACAAAAGCUGAAGGAGAAGAAAAAGAAUCCAAGGAAGAAAGUUCUGAGGAUAAGGAAGACUCAGGGGCAACCAAGGCAGAAGAGACAUCAGCAGCAGCAGCAGUAGCAAAGGAAGAGGAACAGAAAGAGGUGGUUGCUGAUAGCACUGACGUGGAUGAGAAGCCAACCUCCGAAGUAACCGUGGACAGCGUUCCAUUCGAUGCUGAAUAUUGUUUUGUGAACGAUUUCGCUAAGCAAAACGAAGAACUGAUCGUACAAGGACACGAAGGACCAUCGUCAAGAGACUGUUGCGAGCUUAUAAUGAUGAUCGGAUUGCCAGGAAGCGGCAAAACUCACUGGGUAAAUAAGUAUUUAGCAGACAACUCGGAAACACCCUAUACAGUGUUGAGUGUCAACAGUUUGUUGGACAACAUGAAGAUUUCGGCCCAACCGCGUGACCCCUCCAACACACCCCAAUGGCAAAAGAUCGUUGAGCAACUGUCCCGCAACACCGGGCGGCUGAUCGAGAUCGCUUGCAAGCGUCGCAGAAACAUUCUCAUAGAUCAGACGAACGUAUUUGCCUCGGAACAGAAACGACGACUGAAGGGAUUCGGUGGUUUUAAGGUGCGACGAGCGAUUGCUGUUGUGCCUGAAGUGGAGGAGUACAAACGGCGCUACGAACAAAAGGUUGCCAAAUACGGCAAGGAAGUACCUGAUUCGACACUCAACACAAUGAAGGCUAACAUUUUCGUGCCAUCGGACGAACUAAAAUGGUACACGGAAAUCGUGUUUGCCGAGCUGCCGGAGGCGGAGGCAAAGGAAGCGAUCAAAAAAUUGAACGAAGAAGGACGUAAGUUAAUGCCACCACGGCGCAACCGCGGCCAGCAGUCAAACCGGGGUCCGAAUCAGAAGAACAACGGUAGCUCGAACGCAAACAGUGGCUACACGUCUCGCUGGAACCACAACCACCGUGCUCAGGGAGGAAGCGGUGGGCAGUAUGGUGGCAACAAAACCGGCAAUCGGUACGGUGGAAGUUCCGGUGGCGGUAGCGGCGGUUACAACAAUCGGUAUGGCAACAAGUCAAACGAUAGCCACCAAUAUGGCGGGGGUGGCCAUCAUCAGCAGCAGCAUCAUCACCGAGGAGAUUACCGUAGUGGAGGCGGCAAUGGUUAUGGACGACGCGAUGAUCAUCGCAGUUCUGGAGGCUACAGUGGUGGUGGUGGUGGCAAUCGUUACGAUUCGUGGAACCGGAACAGUGGAGGAUAUUACAACGAUCGUGGCUAUUCUAACCGUGGCUACAAUCAACAGCAGGAUCAUUCCAACAACCGAUACGACGCGAGACGCCGUGAUCGCCGUGGUUACAACAAUGGUUCAGGUUGGAACAGCCAGGGAGGCCAGCAGCAGCAACAGCAGCAGUGGAAUAACAACUACAGCAACUCGGGUAGUAACGAUAUGUGGUACGACUGGUGGCAGUCUAACCUGAAGACUCUGUUGCACGAGGGUGGCGGCCAAAAUGGAGGGAAUGCCGCUGCGUCCUCUUCUAGCGCAUACUGGAACCAGUACAACAGCAGCAAUAACGCGUCGUCCUCAUCGUACGGCGGUGGCGGUGGGGGCAACUACCAUGCGAAGGGUUCGGGUGGCUCCAAUAACUAAAGAAAGCGUAGCAAGAUGUGGGAGGUAUCUUUUCUCCUAUACGAUGCGCUCCACGCGCUCUGCAUCGAUAGUUCAAUACCCACCUUGCGGAUGGUGGAAAUCUUCUUUGCUUUUAUUCUUCCGAUAAUUUCGAGCCCCACCCCAUUUUGCUUCUCAUCUCUAUCGUAAUUUGCGGAACUGCGUAAGUGCAUAUUUAACUUGUUGUAGACUUAGGGAGGACUAGUUUUAAUUGUAACCAUUUAAGAGGUGAGAAACCAAUUGGAUGGGAUGGCACGAGCGAUAUCGAGAUCAUGACAUACACACGUACGAACGCACAUUUUUCACACAACCAUAGCUCAUCUCGCACACUCACUUUCAACACACUGAAUCACAUCAAAAACACACACAUAAUCACGUUCACGUGCGCGUUAUUUGGGACAAACGAGAUCUACAGGUGCAAUCUGUAGUUCAUUUCGUUUGGAAGAUUGGAAAACUUAAAAGCAGCUGCGGUUCCGGUAGUGUAACGUUUUCGGAGAUGCUAGGGUUAGGAAAGAUCAUCGCUGGUGCAGUAACACAUGGUCGUGAAUGGAGAAACGCCGCCACAUGCGAGACCUGAACUGAUGAGGGGUAGUGAAAUAUGCAGUACUUUAUGUGUAAUACGUAUGUUUGCUUUUUAAUGAAAUACCUAAGACAAUUUUUAACGCAGAAUUACAAAGAGAACAAAUGAAACCCUCCCUCCACCCCCACGGGCAAUGAAACAAAUCGAAGUUGAGAACUUUCUUUACACGUGCACAUCCUUCUUUAUCGUUUUGUUCCUUUCUUUUGUGCUUCUUUCCCUGUGCAUGGAGAGUGUAUAAUCCUUUGGACAUUAGGACAUGAUCAUGGCCUGUUAUCGUUGGUUUAGUUGACUCGAAAAAGAGGUCGCGAUAGUGGUAUUGUACGUAUUUGGGAUUCGUUUUACUCAUUGUUUUGUAUUGAUUUUGUUUUCUUUUUUUUUUCAAGGAUUUACGUUCGAUUUUGAAAUCCAUUUUUAGCGUAUCUUAACGUAAUAGAAGGAGUAAAUCCCUGGUGUUGGCGUGGCAUAACUAAAACAAAUGCGCAACACACGAAACAGGAUGGUAAUGUAGUUGCUGAUAAGGUUCAUUUCAUUCGGUCCAAACUUGAACGUCCGUUACCGCCUUACGUUCGGCUCCUAUCCUAUUCCCAUUAGUUUCCCAAAAAGGGUCAGGGUGACACGGUGGCCCUCCGUAGCAUAAUAUGAAUAAAUACAGUAGUAAACCUUAUUCAUGAGUGUAUGUUAGUGGCGUCCCCCAUCACUUGCCGCGACGAAUUUGAGACGAAUGUAUGCACCAUCGACAUGCUCGUCCCAAGAAAGAUGGGAAAUAGACAGGACACCGGAACACGUGGGUGAGACGGUGCAACAAAAGCAUAUUAUGUAAGGGAUUAAGCGCUCUUUCCACAUUCAACUACCGAAACAACCUACUUUCAAGCAGCAGGUACAGGUUUGUUACGGUGGCUUUCCGGAUGGGAAAAUGCAGCAAGAAAAAGAAAACCAAGGGGCAAAGAAGAAACACAUAAAAAACAUUUGGCGUAUUCUAAUCUUAAAUUAUUAAAAUAAAGUUCAUUCUUAAAUACAAACAUCUAUCCAUUUGCAAAUGAAUGGCAAGUAAUAAAAUCACGAAAACACAGAACUUAACAUAAACAGACACACAUAUACACACAACUUUAAAUGAAAUAAUGUUGGAAUGAGGACUGAGGGAGAAAAGGGUGUCCAUUAGGGAUAAUCCUAGGGCUAAUUAUCGCCGUUGUGGUAACGACGAAAGGAUGAACGCGCAGUGUGUCUGUAGCAGUAGCGAUCGAGGAAGGGAGAGACGUAACACGUAUACUUAAGGUACAAAUAAAAAAGGAAC